AUGUGUCGAUGUGAUGCGGCAUUAUUCAAGGUUUACUUGGACCUGAGAGUGAAAAAGUCGAGAAUCAAGAAAGAGUCCACCAUUGCGUUAUACUGGAAACGAUUGAGCCAGGUCUACGCACAGAAAAGUGCUAAGUGGAUGACCGAAAGCGUUCUUUUCGAUAUUCGAAAUUACGGCUUGGACACAUCCAAAAAAGAAAAAUCCGGCAUCUUCAUCGACGACCUGGCCAUCAUGCUGAACCACCUUUGGAUCCGCGACGAGGAGAUUUUUACUCACGAGCGACUCCGAGUCCAGUUAUCGGCCAAUUUGAUCCUGGCAGGCGCUACGGCGACCCGACCGGGAGCCUUGAUUGGGCAGCUGCUCUACGAGAACUUAGAGUUCCAAGUGUUUCCUCCGAGCACAUCAAGCGGACAGCGGGAGCUCAGAGCCAAAAGAUUCGCCUUCCGCGAAGAUGAUUUGCUCUUGUACGACCCGCUGAUCCCGAUGAUGGCUCUGCUCGAAUGGUAUGACCUUCGCCGAGGGUCUGGCAAAAAACUAAACGAAGCGCUCACGCCAGAGGAGAGAAACAAAAUCAUGGGACAUCGAAAGGGAGAUUCGAGCACUUACUUGCAAUAUUACAUGUCGAACUUCAUUGACGUGGAUUGCCAGUCAAUCUGCUUCGGCACAGCCCCGCAACACGACCUUGUGCAGUUAGCCGCCCGCCUUCGCCGCCAUGACGGCGCUCCAAAGAACUGA
Hirsutella rhossiliensis is the source of this 735-nucleotide messenger RNA. RefSeq lists its product as uncharacterized. Lineage: Eukaryota; Fungi; Ascomycota; Sordariomycetes; Hypocreales; Ophiocordycipitaceae. The record is from RefSeq and is a predicted model, not a curated record. The transcript has 5 exons. Bases 1 to 735 code for a protein of 244 amino acids.